This is a messenger RNA of Diaporthe amygdali, 657 nucleotides long. RefSeq lists its product as uncharacterized. The record is from RefSeq and is a predicted model, not a curated record. The coding region runs from base 1 to 657 and encodes 218 amino acids. Lineage: Eukaryota; Fungi; Ascomycota; Sordariomycetes; Diaporthales; Diaporthaceae. Gene Ontology annotation, molecular function: ribonuclease MRP activity. The transcript is spliced from 2 exons. Gene Ontology annotation, biological process: intronic box C/D snoRNA processing; rRNA processing; tRNA processing. Gene Ontology annotation, cellular component: nucleolar ribonuclease P complex; ribonuclease MRP complex; cytosol.
AUGGAGAAAACGAGGCUGGUGUACCAGCUUGAUACUCCAUUCUCCAGCGUGCAAUGCCUCCUGUCUCCGAUAGGCCAGCAUCGCAGUUCAUACAUUCACCCGUCCAAAGGCAAAAAGGCCAAGGUCCGGAAGAGGAAGCGCGAUGAGCCAAACAAGAUCCAAGCCCAAGUUCUAGUACCGCCACCGCCGGCUGUGGCAGCCUCGGUGGACGUGGGCUUGACCGACAUCACCAGAAAUCUUGAAGUGUCUUCUCCGACGACCCAGACUGGAGCAGGCGACCAUGAUGGUCACGACCAGGGCUCCCCCUACUCGAUCGUCUUUGUAGUCAGGUCAGGCCCACCUUCAACAUUCUUCAGCCAUCUCCCCCAAAUGGUCGCCGUGGCAUCCCGCCAACUAAAGGAACCCAUUCGCCUCGUUGGAUUCUCAAAGUCCUGCGAAGAGAAAAUGAGCACGUGUCUUGGCAUCCCCAGGGUUUCGAGUGUUGCUUUACGUGCCGGCGAUAGUGGUCAGUUGAAAGCACUGGUAGACUUCGUCCGCCAGCAGGUGCCUCCAGUUGAGGCUCCAUGGCUAGAAGAUGGUGGCAAGGAUGUUUUCCGUGAGACCAAGAUCAAUACGAUUCAGGCCCCCAUAGGGACGAAACGUCAGAAGAAGGGAUAA